ACUGCUUUGGACAACUUUACCAAAUGUUAGCAAACUCAACUGUAGCUGUGACGCCAGUUAAGCUACACGUGACAAGAAUGCAUCUUCUGUGUUUAUCAUGUUGAUAUUGAUAGUUUGUUUUUAAGGGCUGUUUAGAAACACUGGGCAUUUUGUUCGCCUUGUCAGGCGCGUGUUGAUCUGCCGUAAGAAAAAGGAACAAGGGUUUGAGUUGACCAACUUAUACCAGCAAUAACAUUGCUCCAUUUCAGCGGAACGAACCAAUAAAACAGCCACACAGAGAGUGUCAACUACAAAACAUCUGUGUGUGUGUGUAAUCGGGCUUAUGAGUUCAGCCAAGAGACCGUUUUGAGUUCAACAUAAAUACAACACUUCAACACAUUCCUGAUGAUGAACUCCUCUGCCUUUGGACGUUGCAUUACCUGGAGGUGUUGCAUACCGAUUUUAGGUACAUUUCACAACCUGCAAGAUAUACUGCGAGCCCUGAAGUGGGCAGGAGUUUCAGUCAGAUAAGUAGUGUUUGUCUUUGAAACAGAACACUCUCUGUUGAGUGAACUUUGAUCAGCUGCUGGUGACUCUGUUUUUUUUAAAGAUUUUUUUCCACUGAAGCAUCGAUGUCAGAUUUAACUUGCGAGACUGAAUAACCUCCAUGCUGCCGUUGAAUCAUUUGUCAUUUCCUCUUUCUCUGCAUCCCAUUGCCCUCCUCCUAUGCCCUCCUCCUAUGGUGCCCCAUGCAAUCCUAAUUGUUUUUUUUCUAAUGAGCACCCCAGUGAGACACAGUGAGGUUUCAAAUGCAGGCUGUUCAUAGGUCAAUGACUUCCCCCACCAGCUGUUGGAGAAGAAUGGGACAGAAUCAAUCAGUUACCAGUGAAAAGUUCCAUCUUCCACUCCUUUGACCUCACUUGACCUUUUAGACAAUAACGUCUCAACAUAAUUUGAGAUAAAUGUUGCCUCAAUGCGAUGAACGGCGCUCUCUUCCAGGUGGUCCAGACAGGAAACUGCCUAAGUGUGUCUUGGAUCUCAGAGCUGGCACUUUCUUCCUUCUUUCCGAGUCUUGGUAUGCUGAAGCUGUGUGAAUGCAGACCUGGUUUCAUCGAUGGAGAUCUUAUGACUUUUUAAAAACCUGCUCUUGAGCUUUUCAUUAGUCACCUCCUUUGUCAUUUUGUGGUUGAGAGCUUAUUGAGAAGUUAGAUUUACAUCUCAUGGGACCAUACAGUUCCAGCUAGUUACAGCUAGGAUUAUGUUGUGAGAGUUAAAUAACAACUUUGUGUUUGUUUGAAAGUGAUGAGUUUGUGCCAUAAUUGAUUUAACAUUCCAGACGCUCAAGGAAGGCCAGACACUAUGUUUUUGUUAUUACCAUCUUGACAAGCCCCCACAAAGGCACAAGGGAGCCGUUUGCUUGCAGAUGUGGUGUCAUGCACCUUUAAAUGGGUAUACACUCCAAUUCUAUUUGAAGACUUGCUGUCUUAUUUUACCCAGCAGCCCUCUACUCUCCCCUCCAAACACUGCAGGACAUUAUGGAGGACUACGUACCCUCUGGUUGUCUACCAUUUAUAAUUGCGAAGAGCUGGAAGUCUUCACUUGUCAUUUGUCACUUAAGAUGGCACUUUCCAACCUUAUUUGCCAGGUAUGCAUUCUGUGUGUUUAUACGUCAUUGACUGGAAGGUGAAAAUGGCUUUUUCUCCUUUUUCAGCACAGCGGGGAAUGAUUAUUCCUCCAUUAAGGGCUAUUUUGGCCGGUUUCUACGUGCACCAUAUGGGCAAAACUGCCCUCUGGGUGUUCAUUUGGAUGUAUCGCUUAUCGCCACAUCUCAGCAGCAUGCUCAAAAACGCAGCGCACUAAAAUGAGAGGCUCAUAUGUUGUGUGUCUGGGGGAAGUCACGCGUUAGGACAGCUCUUUUGUGGAAGCUGUGGAUUUGAUUGAGGUGAAGAGAGACCGUAAGGGUUUAUUGUUGUCCCCCAGUGAAUGAAAAGCUGUUGGUCUCUUGAGGCCUGUGUGUCAGGGGGACAAACUGCAGGAGUAAUGUGGGAAAGAGGGCAACAACAGAAAGGCUGUUUGUCAGGGGAUAUUUUCUGCCGGGGUGAGAGAGAGAGAGAGAGGUCUUGCAUAGCACCAGAGCUGAAAUAAUGAAAAAGUCUAUUUCAAUCAGCCUGUAGGACCUUGAAACGUCUGCCUGCCGUGCCAGGUUGAGUCUUAUUUGUUCUGAGCGUAAACAUCCGUCCUGAGUGAUGGCGUCUUGAAGAAACCCGCACCACUAUGUCUGACUGAUGACACCCCAGGGGGCUUAUGUCAUACUUCCAGAUUCCCGUGGGCCUAGUCGGGGCAGACGGUGAAUGCAACGUGAUCCGGUAGGUCUCCGACUGUGAGAGCGAAGCGCAGCCAGAAUACUCUGGACUAUUUUUAGCUUCUCCUCCCAUUAACUUGCUCCGCAUGAGGAGACAUCAAUCUGAGCUGUUAACUGUUGCACAGACGGCUGAUUAAUUUCCUUUUUUUUUUGGAUUCAGACGCUGGAUCAAAACGGCCUGCUAUCAGUUGUGAGCAUCAACAGUUGACAAUAGGGCAGCUGGUGGAUGGGAGGUUGGUUUUUUUAAGAUUUAAAUGUAAAUGCAGUCCAUAUAUUUGCCUUCAAUAAAGCUUUUAUUUGGUUAAAUAUGUCACAAUCCUCACUGACUUGUCUGUGCCCCCUAUAAUCCUUCCUGAAGAGACAGAGAAAGUGGCAUGUCUCCCUCAGAGCAUAAGUCUGGUUUCGUCUUUGCUUCAGUGGUUUCACUUCUCUCGUAACCAUGACAGGCUGCCAAUGGUGAAAAAUACUCCAGAUAGUCAUCAUCCCCCCCAAGGACUCUUCUCCUUUAACAUGUUAGGCCUAAGGUCUUGGUUCAAGGUAUGUUUCUCUGUGUGUAUUAUCCCAGCGUGAGGAUUUUAACACAUUUGUGGAGAUGACUCGGUAUAAACGUUCUCCUUUUUUUUUUUUUGGUAUGAGUGCUGUAUCUUGACCAGCAACUUAAUUAUCACUUUGCUGUGUUUUAAAGAAAGGAAUUCAGGCUUUGACUGCCUGGAUCAGUGUCAAAGCCUGGCGAUUAGAGGAACAAGGAUGUUUAUCAGCCCAUCUGAAGAAGUGAUCCAUUGCAGGUCUUGCUUUUAAUAACCAUCAGAUUGGCUCUUAGCAUCUGUCUUCAAUUAAGGGGAGAAUUGCAGAUUCCCAUGCGGCCAGUUCAUGCCGCGGGUAACGCAGUCGUCAGCUGUGGGAGCCAAAUGCUCUCCAUUUGAGUGAAAUGGCUGCUAUUUCAAGGACAGGUGGUCAGCUUGGCAUGAAUGUUAGCCUGUAGGUAGUGUUUGCUUUAGGAUUUGAAAUCUGGCUGUACCCCCUCCCUAGAAAAACAAGGAUUUGGAAUUGCCAUAUGUCAGCAAACAGGAGGUGAAAGGUAAUGAGUUACGAUUGUUGAAUUCUGUCCAGAUGUGUUAAUAUUGUGGGUUACACUGCUAGACAUUUUCACUCUCUCCACCCGUCUAGGUUUUGAGCCCAUUAUAGGCUUGCCUCUCAUUGACCAGAGACAGAUUCGUUUUGGUCUGGUCAUAGAGUGGGGUUAGCUCAUAAACUCAUAGUAGUUGGGAUUAACAGAGGAUUUUUUUUUUAGUUCGCUGUUCACUGAAACAAGUUCAGAGCCUGACCCUCGACAUGAACACUACUCCUGCAGGCUUCACAAACUAGCUCACCACUUGAAAAUCAAUUGGUCAACGGCUGUUUGAGGAGGCUUCAUUCUACUGGAAUGUUGUUGUAGCAGUGCUGCAUUGACUGAGCAUAAAUCUGUGCAUCUUACACCAUUUGUUUGCUCUCAAAUAUAGAUGUCAGUCAGAUCCACGUUGAAGGCAAAACAGAUCAAAAUGUCGGGUAGUUAGGGUAAUUCUUUCACCAACUGUAAAUAUCAUGAAACUAUAGAAAUGAAUGAUGACUUAUGAGUCCAAAGAAGAACCUGCAUUCAUUUUGUGGAUAAGAUUUUCUUUGCGACGAACAAAAUAAUAAUAAUAUUUCUAUGGCUGCUGACUUUCUUGUCCAGUAAACAAGCUGUACUUGAGUCCAGGCUAGAGCUGCAGGGACCCUACAGUGAAGCAGUGAUCUUAAUGUGUGGAUCCAGCUUUGUGACUUUCCUCCUUGCAUUCCUGCACAUCUUAAUUGGCGAACCUCCUGGCAGUGGUCUUAGCUCGGCCUCGGCUUGCCCGGCUGUCAGCUCGGCACAGUGGCCAGCAAGCGUGCUAUGAACAAUGCCCAUCCUAAUCCCUGAAGAAUUCCUGCUCCUCUGAUCUAGCUGGCUGGAGAAUGUAAUGUUUAAAAGGCCGGGGGCUCACUAGGAAUCACAGGGAGAGAAGUUCUCAUGCGCAGUCUUUCAUGUUAAUUUGUUGUAAGGAGCCAGAGAGGCAGUGAUGUGAGAAACUGGCAGCACAGUGACUCUGAGGGGACAUGCCGCAUCAUUAACGGCACCGCAGCCUGGCAUGAGGGAUUAAAAAAUACUUGCCACCCGGGGUGAACCUGUACUCUCACCGGACCGUCGCAUCGAUGACGAGAGACUUGUUUUGAUGCGACAUGGAUUUAUUUGUAACACUUAUGAAAACAAAUGUAUAAAAGCAAGUUUUUAUGAAAUGUACUUGUUUUUGUUGGGCUCCUCUGUUUCAUUUGUCAGUAAUUUUAUGCAGCGGACAUUCAUAUUUAUUGUAGUGGCUUUUCAUAAAUCAAUUUGUAAUGCUGUUUUUGAGAAACACAUCAAUUAAAGAUGCAUCAUUGAUGUGUAUAUAGCUCAAUAGGCAGGUUCUUAAAUGUCAAAUCUUUACCAUGUUAAGUUAGACUGUUGUCUAACCCUCCGGCCCUUUCUCUACGGAUUAGUAUGAGCUCAUGUCGCUGUUGCCUCCACUUUGCAUACAUACUUCAGCCCCAGCUUUGUGGAAAGCGAUUAUGGCGAUCACGGUUACAAUGAUCGACCGCUUAUGGUAACCAAUUAGUCCGCUUACAAUGUUCAGUGUACUCAGGCGUAGUAGCCAAUUUGCACUAUUGAUGGGAAAAAACAGGCAAAAUACUGUUUCAGGCUAUAGCCUCAUUAUAAUUUUAACUUCAGUAAACUAUAUUUUAUAUACAGUACAGUACUCAUUGUACUAUGGUGUUAAUCUGUGCAGUAAUUUGCGAAAGCGUUUGAAACAGCUCUACUGUAUUUUAAAACAAUCGAUACAAUUCAAACUAUAAAUAUAAGAAAGUCACUUAGAUUAUAAUCUGCACGAGACCUGAAGAAAAACACAAAAAUGUUUAUAAUAAUCAUCUUCUUAUAGUGUUCAGUUUGACCCAGACAGACGUGAUCACUAUAAAAGUUUUCCACUGUAUUGAGCCAAUGCAGAGCAGGGCUCACUUGACAAAAGAACUGAAAACUCAGGAAGACUAACAUAAAGUAAAGAAACAUUAGGCGUUCUUCAAUAAGAACCCACCAAGAAAGAAAAACAUUGCCACGUGAUAUGUACUGUAAGCCCGGGCAUGAAGUGCCUGAAUCCUGUUUGACCCUUCAUGGUUUGUUUUGUCAGCUCCAGAGGCCUGAGUGCCAUGCCAGAGGGGUCCCAUUCUGCUCUCCACCAGGACCCAAUGGGGGAAGAAUCUCCUCAGUUGUCCUCGCCCCUCUCCACCAGUGAACAGGACCGGGCAAACAAUGACUUGGGCCCAGAGUACAGCCGGCUAUGUGUGGAGCUACUGGACGGAGAAGGUGAACGUCCAGUGAGCCUGGUGUCCACCCUUUCCUCUGGUUCAUCCCGUGAUAGUCGCAGCCUCUUUGGAAGCACCGCAGCCCUUCCUUCCUCCACCACCCCACCCAUACAGAGCGAGGAGGACAUAGACCUUGAGCUGAGCCCAGCCGAAAGCACUGGAGAUCGGCCAGCGGACCAGAGUCCCACCCUCACGUGCUCCAGGGGCCGCUGGCUGGAACGGCGGGUGAUCAGCAACCAGUGGAACAACAACGCCACCUCCUACAGGAAGGCAAGUGGUGGAAUACCUCACACCCCCGCCUCGCCUGUCGUCACGCACGCCAUGGCGCCCAACCCAAAGCUGACCUAUUUGGACCGUGUUGUCAUGGAGAUCAUUGAGACAGAGCGCAUGUACGUCAAGGACCUGCGCAGCAUCGUGGAGGACUACUUGGCUCACAUUAUCGAUAUGAGUAACCUUCCCAUUCAGCCAGAGCAAGUGUGUGGUCUGUUUGGAAACAUAGAGGACAUCUAUGAGUUCAACAGUGAACUGCUGCAGUCCUUAGACAUGUGUGAGAAUGACCCUGUGGCCAUUGCUCGAUGCUUUGUAGAUAAGAGUGAAUACUUUGAAAUAUACACUCAGUAUUGCACCAACUAUCCCAACUCAGUGGCAGCACUGACCGAAUGCAUGAGGAGUAAAACUUUGGCCACGUUCUUUGGGGAUCGACAGGCUGCUCUGAAUCGCUCCCUCCCUCUGGGCUCCUAUCUGCUAAAGCCGGUCCAGAGGAUCCUGAAGUAUCACCUGCUGCUUCAGGAAAUUGCGAAGCACUUUGACUCGGACGAGGAGGGCUAUGAGGUCAUUCAGGAGGCCAUAGACACCAUGACCGGCGUGGCCUGGUACAUCAACGAUAUGAAGAGGAAACAUGAACAUGCUGUCAGAGUGCAGGAGAUACAGUCUCUUCUCAUCAACUGGAAGGGUCCUGACCUGACCACCUAUGGAGAGCUGGUGCUGGAGGGCACCUUUCAUGUCCUGCGGGCGAAGAACACCCGUACACUCUUCCUCUUCGAAAGGAUGCUUCUCAUUACCAAGAAAAGAGGAGAACACUACGUCUACAAGAUCCACAUCUCAUGCUCCACCCUAAUGCUACUCGACAGUGCCAAGGAUCCCCUGCUCUUCAGUGUUAUCCAUUUUAAGCAUCCCAAGCAACCUCAUACAGUGCAGGCCAAGUCAGUAGAAGAGAAGCGUCUCUGGGCUCAUCACAUUAAGAGACUCAUUCUUGAGAACCACAACACCAUCGUCCCACAGAAGGCAAAAGAAGCCAUCCUGGACAAUUCUAUCUAUCCAGGGAAGUACCACUAUAGUCCUGAGCGGCUGAAGAAAGCAGCGUCCUGCCAAGCUGAUGACUUCCAUCUUGGAGGGCGGAAUGAGAGAAGGAGAUCAGAACCUGCAAAACAAAUCAUAAGGAGCACAAAAGCUGUUUUGAAGCAUGCAGACAGUGAGGGUGCACUGGUGGGGGAGAGGUGCUCCCUUCAGCCUGCCACUAGUGUCAGUACGCUGGCCUCCAGUCUAAGCGAGUCCCAGGCUGAGAGGCCAUGUGUGGAGGAUCUAAUUCCCAGAAGGGACUCUCAGGAGCAGCUAAGUCCUUCUGACAGUGACCCGAAACUGGACUCUCCACCAAGUGAGGGGGUGCCGGAGCUGGAGAAGACAGAGGAGGCAAAGGAAGAGGAGGAGGGGGAGAGUUACAAGGAAGAUAUACUGAUGGGAGACGACCAGGUAGCCGACUUUGCCAGCUCAGUGCUGGCAGCCAUCUCCUGCUGGCACUAUAGAGCCAGGGCUUUGCUUUCCACUCACUUCACAACGGACGAUCAGAUUGGAGAUACGGCUGAGUGGAAAACUACACCAACAGAGGAGGUAAAACCUCACAGGCAGGAGGACAAACAUGUGGAUGUGGCUGUGAAAGAAACUCUUUCCACACAGGAGCUGUGCCCUCUAGACUGUGUCGCUCAAGCAAGAAAGAGCCAUCCGCUGGAGAUGCAUUACUCCCAGUGCCCCGAGUCUCCGGUCUACCCUUUGCAACAAGGAGCCGACACACCAGAAUCUCAGAAUAACUCAAGAGAAGCUGCAGAGGAGGAAGAAGGGGAGAGUGAUUCCUCUGUUCUCCAAGUGGAGGAGACGAGUGUACUGACAAAUGGGGAGCUCUCAGAAGAAGACGAAGAGGGGCUUUCAGACAAUAAAAGCAUCCUACCCUCCUCUGUGUUGGACCAGGCAAGUGUGAUAGCUGAGCGCUUCAUCAGCAGCCUUUCGAGACGGAGCAGUCUGGUAUCGGAGGACUUGGGGUCCCUUGCAUGCCCCUCACCCUCAAUAGAUAAUGAAGUCUUCAAAAGCUCCUCAGCUUGCAUGGAUUUAGAGCAACAGACUCAAAUGCUGGCCAGCUCUUCUCCAGGGCCACAGGUGAUCUCCGAGGUUGAUCUGUCAACGCCUGCACCCGAUCCCGCACUGAACGCCCUCGUUGAAGAGGAACUCAGGUCCACUCUCUCUAAACAAGAUCGCCUCCUCAUCUGCAAGAUCAGAAGAUACUACCAACACGCUGAGCACCAAGAUGCUGCCUUCAGCAUCAAGCGCCGGGAGAGUCUCUCCUACAUCCCAGCAGGUCUGGUCCGCCACCUGAGCCGACAGCUAAACAGUAAUCCUCAGGAGCAGGCCGUCACAGUUCAUAGGAAAGGCCUCUCUCGGAACCGUCCCACUUCCUGGUCAGUGUUUGACCUUCCUGGCUUGGAAAAGAGUCGAAACACUGACACUCAACAAAAGACUAAACCACAGAGACCAGUGGAAGCUAAGGCUAGAUCUCAGAGCAACACAGAUACCUCUACCACAGAGGAAGAGUUUAGAACCUCAUCAGACAUGCUCAAGGUUUGGCAAGACAUGGAAAUAGAGGAGGACAGCCAGGACAACCUGCAAAAUACAGAGGAGAAACUUAAAGACUCGAGAUUAGAAACAACAUGGGAUGUCAGCUCAGACACUUUAAAUGUUAAAACCAGUAAGCAACCACCUCCUAUUUUAGAAGAGUCUGAAAAAAGCACUGCCUCAGAUGGCUCCUCCGUCUCAUCUCCCACCACAACUUUUCCAGCAGUGGAAGGGGGAUCCUGUCAGGACUCUACGUCUCAAGACAAGAGCCGCGUCAACCAUGGCCAAGUACCCAAGAUAAUUAGCUUCCGAACAAGUAUGGAUGAGGACCAGAUCCUAAACGACAUGGGGAAGAUGAAGAACAAGGUGUUCCAGCUGGCACGCCAGUACAGUCAGCGCAUUAAAAGUAACCGGCCAAUAGUGUGGCCGAGGAACCGAGAAAGAGCAAAUCAACAGGGCUUCAAUAGUUUGCCUGCUGUCCAUGAGGAGAAGAUACAAUUGAGGAAAAAGGGUAAACCCAACCUGAGGUUGCCCUUGAACACUUGUGAUCAGUCAGUCGUCCAUGAAGAGCGUUCUCCAAGCCCGGUCCAGACCCCCAGCUCUGGACCCAGCUCUGGACCCAGCUCUGGACCCAGCUCCCAGAGCACAGUUACAUGCCCACAAAGCCCACCGUCGGAGACAGUGACCUUCCACUGGCCUGACGUACAGGAGCUGCGCACCAAAUACACAGACACCUCCCACUCCUCGAAACUAACUUGUAGCUGCACAGUCCUAAACGGGGUGCUGGAGUGCUGUACAAACAGGUGUAAUGGGUGCUCACUCAAGUACAAUAGCUCCUCUGACCUUCACAAAGCUCUGACAGACGGUCCGAGGACAGAGUCUGAAACAGCAUACAAAGAAAUGUGUCAUGUGGUAGAGGACUGGGCCCAGCCCCAGCUUCAGCCCCUGCUGUGCAGGUGGAGCUCCUUGGACCACAUGCUUGGGUCUCUUCCCCUCCAUAAAGUACAGAACUUUCAGGAACCUGUGCGGACCUGCUUCACAACACGUCAGGUGUCUCUGAUAACGAGAGAAGGCGGGGACAAUGUUCUCCAGGAGGACCUAGACUGUACCACAAAGUCUGCUGCCUCUUCGGGGAAGACGACAGAAAGUAAUCUCGUGAAAAGCUUACGAGAGAAGUUCCAGAGCUUAACCACAAGCUCAUGAACAUGUGAAUUAUGUGAUUUUUAUCAGGGACUAUCACGUGGAAACCAGUUACGUUAUGCUUCUCAACGUCCUCUUUUCCCUCAAAAGAAUGCAACUUGUUGUCUGCACAUUGUUUUCAGUACACACGGUGAUGAUUUCGGCACCAGUGAAACAUAAAGGGAUGUUAUUGGUCAUUGGUGAGGGCCAAAGCAUAUUGUCUUUAAAAAGGUGUAUUGCAAUAUUUGUACAUUAGUAUUUGUCUGCACUGUACAAUACAAGUUUUUGUAAAGAUUUGUAUAUAGUCCCUAGUAAUUGAGGAUUAAGUUCUACUUUAUUAUUAUUUGCAUCACUUUUGUUUCCACCCACUGUUGGUGAUUCUUGCUAUAACUAUAGCACUGUUAUCAUUUAACCGUGUGAACUGUCUGCUGGAGUUUCAGGGGAAAGCAAAAAGGAGCUAAAGUGUCAUUGACGAGAGACCUCUGUUGUUGGUAAAGUCUCUAACCGUACGCCAAAGAGGGUUUCCUUUUAACAUUUGUUGACUUUAAUGCACGUGUUCACAACAGUAAUUUGCUUCCACGUUUACUGUAGCUGCUUCUAAAAAUGUUUCACAAACUAUCACUGGAGCUUUAUUUUUCUCAAUAAGCUGUAUAUUUUCUUUGAUAUUAUUUAUGAAACUCUAUAUUUGGAAAAGAUUGUCCUCGUGUAAAUACUGACCCAUAGCAGCCCUUUUUACUUUUCCAUUCCAGAACAUAUAUCAUUUCAUACUUGAAGUUUCCCAUAUUUUCAAUAAAAACAGAAAUGGUAAA
Molecule: messenger RNA, 10599 nt
Organism: Anarrhichthys ocellatus (wolf-eel)
Lineage: Eukaryota; Metazoa; Chordata; Actinopteri; Perciformes; Anarhichadidae
Product: pleckstrin homology domain-containing family G member 3
Exons: 18
Coding region: 5540-9814 (1424 amino acids)
Biological process (GO): regulation of establishment of cell polarity
Molecular function (GO): small GTPase binding; guanyl-nucleotide exchange factor activity
Source: RefSeq, a predicted model, not a curated record